Linum trigynum is the source of this 2779-nucleotide messenger RNA. The record is from the annotation of a GenBank genome assembly. NCBI's taxonomy places the organism in Eukaryota, Viridiplantae, Streptophyta, Magnoliopsida, Malpighiales, Linaceae.
AUAUGAAUGUUGAGCACACAUUUCACGGUCCAAAAAUUAUAUUAUAUUUGUUAAGAUCACUCUUUUGUUGAUCUUCUGUUACUUACACUCAAACAUUGACAAGGUCUGUUAUUUUUUGCAUUUGAAAAAUUUGUUUCAUGCUAUAUUUGUCAAUCUCAUAAACUAUAUGCUAGGUAUGUUCAUAUAUUGAAAAUUUAUGUACUAUGUUGGUAUUAUGCCCAAAAAGAAAGAAAGAAAAUUCGUUGUAAAAUUUCACCGGGAAAACUUGCUUCGGCAUGGUGUACUUUUCGCCGGCCAACAAAAUUGUUCCUCCAUACUUCUCUGUGGCCAUAUAUAAUGGAACGACCAAAGUCACCCUGACCCAGUACCGCCAUUAACGCGAAGCUCCCAUCUUUGAGCUUUUUGGGCCAUCUUCCCGCCGCUUCCCCAAUGUGCAAUUCAAGAAAAAGCACUGAAAUCCGCCAUUCUUCUAGAACCACCAAGCCGUCUUCUUCUUUCUCUUCUUCCUCUUCUUUCCCGAAUCCUUCUUCUUAUAAUUCAGCCACUCACUCCUCCAACUCCAGAUCGAAUUUCGACGCCUCCAAAUCUUCCUCCUCCAGCAAAGCCUCUCUCGCCAGCCUCCGCGACUCUUUACCCGAAAACGCAAUCAUUUACGACUUAUCUGAAAUUUCUAGAGCUACCCACAAUUUCUUGCUCAAGCCCUUCUCCUCUUCAUCCACUUCCACCUCCUGGCGCUGCACGAUUCGCGGCAGGGACGCCGUCCUUUUCCAGCGGAAGCUCCGCCGCCCAAUUGAGUUGCCCGAAUUGCAGCAAAGGUUACUGACGAUAUGCCGCAGUCACUACAGCAGCCUGGUUAAGCUUCUGGGCGCCACCAUCUCCGGCAGGUACAUUUAUCUGGUCUAUGACUACGUUCCUGGAUCCAGUUUAGCUAAUUGUCUACGGAACCCUCAAAACCCGAGCUUCACGGUGCUCUCCAAUUGGCUCUCCCGGAUGCAGAUCGCUACUGAUGUAGCCCACGGCCUCGAUUACGUCCACCAUUGCUCAGGUCUGAAUUUCGUGCAUAAUCAUGUGAAGAGUUCGAGCAUUUUGGUCACCGAGACGAGUCUGAAUGCGAAAAUCUGCCAUUUUGGGACCGCCGAGUUGUGUGGGGAGAUAGAUCAUUCGGAUCUUGAGUCAAAGGCGACAUCUAAGAGCAGGUCGUCGGGAGCUAGAAGGUCGAAAAUAGAAGGAACCAGGGGAUACAUGGCGCCUGAGUUUCAGGCCAAGGGUGUGUUGACACAGAAAUGUGAUGUUUAUGCCUUUGGAGUUGUGAUUCUGGAGCUGCUGUCUGGUUUGGAGGCGUUGAGGUAUGAGUUUGAUGAAGGCGGCGAAGGGGUUAGGAGAAUCAGUGUUAUUGAGAUGGCUAGAGAGGCGGUGGCCGGUGGCGGUGCUGGGGUGAGGAGAUGGGUUGAUAGGAGAUUGAAGGAUUCAUAUCCGGUGGAUGUGGCGGAGAAGAUGGUGUUGAUGGCGUUGGAAUGUGUGGAGGAGGAUCCUGAGAAGCGGCCGGAUAUGGAGAAGGUUGCUGUCAAGGUGUCUAAGUUGUAUCUGGAAUCAAAGAAUUGGGCUGAGAGGAUCUGCGUGCCUGUUGAUUUCUCAUCUUCAUUGGCUCCCAGGUGAUGCUAGGUGUUUACAAAUCAGUAGGAGAAUUUGUGUUUUUUUCUUGUCAUAUAGAGAAUACAGAAUACCUAUACCAGAUAGAGCAAAGCUGUUCCUAUUAGUGACUUAGUUAACUACAGUUUAAGAUUGCAAAAUUUUCUUCUUUAACUGAGGAAUGCAACUGUAUAAGAGUCAGUUUAUGGUGCUGAUUUGGUAGCUCAUAAGCAUCUUGCUUCGGCUUGAGUUUUUGCAAAAACAUGUUGCUCUCAGAAGAACAAUGAGACUGUCUGCUGCAUAGAACUUGUCACAACCCAUUUCCCUGUUCGAUUGCUGCAUUGUUAGAGAUGCAGAGAUUUGGGCGUCGGCAUGCGAAUAAUUAUAUGCCGACAAGGAGCUCUGCUGGCUCAGUUGCUUAAUUUCAGUCAAUUUGGUGAAUUAGACGUUUACCAGGUGAAGAAGCGGUCAGAUUAGGCUACGCCUUGGCAUUUUCCUUUUGUCUUGACAUGUUUGUUUCUAGCGUUCAACCAGUUGAUGUAAACUACAUGCACGUUUCAGUAUUCUUUUUUCAAUUCUUUAUGGUUUCUCUCUAGUCCACCAAUCUAAAAUUCCUUCCUUCCCAAUAUGUAAUUGGCUUGGUAUAAUUCCAACGCGUACCGUGGAUCGGUUUCUAGCCUGCUGUCUGGAUUUGAUUAUUUGGUGGGUCAUUUUCUGAUUUAGAUGACAAGGAGAUAGAUCCCAGAAUGUAAUGGGUUGACGUUAUCUAACCAGAACGGCAGAGUCGAUCAUUAAAGAAAGAAGAAGGAUGGUUUGAGGGUGCAACACAUAUUAUUGUCAUACUCCCAUAUAGAAUAUUGGGUGAGCGACUACUUCCAGGUAUGAGGAUACUGUUUCUUAUUUACAGUAGAAGCUGCAUAAUACUCAAUCCACAAAGUCAAUGAAAUGGCGUAUGUGUAUGUGUGAAAUGUAUGCUUUCAGCUUUCCGGAUUGGGCAUAUAUAUUCUGUGUGGUGAUGGUGAAAUGGUAGGAGGAAUUCAUUUGUUGCAGGCUCAAUAUUUUAUCAGAUGUCUGUUGACUUGGUACAGAAGUUUGUUGAUUGGCUGUGCCUGUGUGGUUGCAUUAGGUGGCCUGAUAUGCUUACAGUGUA